This is a messenger RNA of Sceloporus undulatus (fence lizard), 4182 nucleotides long. It is a transcript of the gene DESI2, whose product is annotated as desumoylating isopeptidase 2. Gene Ontology annotation, molecular function: deubiquitinase activity. The record is from RefSeq and is a predicted model, not a curated record. Lineage: Eukaryota; Metazoa; Chordata; Lepidosauria; Squamata; Phrynosomatidae. Gene Ontology annotation, biological process: protein deubiquitination.
GUGUGUAUGGAGUGGGAUGGCGCUUGGAAUCCUGUCGUAGUCAAGGAAGGCAGGGAAGGAGGAGGGGAGGAAGGGAGGAAGGAAGGAAGGAAGGCGGUCGGCUCCUGCUCAGGGGAGGCCUUUUCAGCCUGAGGAGGCGUCUCCAGGGCGAGCUGGGCUCCAUGGCUCCCUCGAGCGAGAGGCCUGGCGAGGGGCGUCGUCCUCCUCCCCCCCGGGGUCCCUCCCGCCAGAGCCUAAGCCCAGCACUCCCCGGAGGAUGGCGGCCCAGGUGGUGGUCCUCAACGUCUACGACAUGUACUGGAUGAAUGAAUACACAUCUUCUCUUGGGAUUGGAGUAUUCCAUUCAGGAAUAGAAAUAUACGGCAGAGAAUUUGCUUAUGGUGGCCAUCCAUACCCCUUUUCAGGAAUAUUUGAAAUUUCUCCAGGACAUGCAUCUGAAUUAGGAGAAACAUUUAAAUUUAAAGAAGCCGUUGUUCUUGGAAGUACUGACUUCAUGGAGGAAGAUAUAGAAAAAAUUAUAGAAGAACUUGGAAAAGAAUUUAAAGGAAAUGCCUAUCACUUAAUGCACAAAAACUGCAAUCACUUUUCUUCAGCUUUAUCAGAGAUUCUAUGUGGAAAAGAGAUUCCUCGUUGGGUGAAUCGCCUUGCCUAUUUCAGUUCCUGCAUUCCCUUUCUCCAAAGUUGCCUACCGAAAGAGUGGCUUACACCUGCAGCCCUUCAGUCUAGUGUAAGCCAAGAGCUUCAGGAAGAACUGGAAGAAGCAGAAGAUGCUGCAGCAUCAACUUCCCUGCCAAGUUCCACAUCAGGGGCACGAACUGGACAUCAUGCUAAAAUAUAGGUUUGGGCCAAAGUACUGUUACAUUAAAGGCAUUGAAAGUUUUGAAAGUAACUGACGUCAUUGCUGAACUUCAGAGUGUGGACAUUUGAAUAUGUCUUUGGUAUGCAAGCGGUUCUCCAGCUCAAAACCAUGUUUUUUUGCUCAGGAUUUUAUAUGCAGUGAAAAAGGUUUUUUGGAAGAAUUUAAGAUGGAGUUGCUGUCUUCAUUUUCAUCUAAUUGACAAACUUGGACCAACUGAGCAGAAGAAAAACUGUUUACAAUAUUGUGUGCUGCUGUUUACAAGUCCCACAGCGAUAUCUGCCAUUGAAGUACAAACUAUUAAUCAGCUCUAUCAGGCCUUCAUCAGUACCAGUGGAGGUGAACUAAUGGUCUGUUUUCAAUGAUACUGCCUUGGAACUCAGUAGGUUAGAAUAUUUCACUUCCAACUAUUGCUAAUAGCGGAACACGGAACUGAUGAGUACUGUAUGUAAACAGGGUACAUAGGCCUGAAAUCUGUUAGUCCUAACUAGAGUAGACCCACUAAAUCAAUUUGACACGGAGCCAACAAAUAGGUAAACCUUGUUGAGUCUAGUCUAGUUAGAGUUUAACAAUAGAAUUCAAGCCAUAAUGAUCAAUACAAAGAAAUCUGGUCUAGGAAACAGAUUAUAUACAGUAUGCUUGUGAAGAACAAAUCAGAAUCCUCACACUUGAAGCCUAUUUGUUGGCUUCAGAUUGCAGCCUUUCCACUUUCUUUUUUGGUCUCACUUGGAGAUAAGAUCACUUGGAAUAUCAACAGGUUUUUUAAAACUAUGAUCAGAUAACAGAGCCUGCUCCAUGUCACUUAAAUGUAGAACUAUAGGAUAAAUGCUGAUGGAAUACAUAAUCAGUUUUCCUGCAGCAUUACACAAUAUAAUGUAGACAUAGUAACAAUAGGCUCUUGGUUAAAAUUGAUUCGGCCAUUUGACUUCUGCAGCCAGUUCAAUCAGCAGUUAAUUGCUGUUCAGAAGUAAAACUACUUGAGUGAAGAGGAAUGGCAGCUCUGCUGCGAUUUCUUUUCUCCACAACUAGAUUGUUAACCUGCAACAAAUAGAAAGGUUCUUGCCAAUUCAUUGUGUUUCCAGCAGAAUCUUUCAGUACUGUAGGUGACUUAAGUUGCCUCAAGGGUUUUCUAUGUGCCACUUUUUCUUUAAUUGUGUUAAUCUAGAACAGCAAUAUGUAUUGCAUGAGUGAUAAAAGAUCUAUAGGAAUUAACAAAUAAUAGAGGAAUUCCAUAUACACUGUACGUAGCGUCUUCUCUUUUGCUAGCAUCUCUCAUCAAGGGGUGAGUACGGGAGCAGUUAUAGCAAAUUGAAAUUCAAUUCAGAUUUUAUUAUAUGUGUUGCCUUAAAAAUCUUCCAAUUCAGUGAAAAGAGGCCAAUAGGAAAUUAUGUAUAAAGUGAAGUUUUACACAUAAGUGAAGAGGUCUACAUAAAUGAAGAUAUAAAUAACACUUGCAUGUGUUAUUUAUAUUGCUGGAUUUGCUGAAUAAACUGUUCCAGUUAGAAUAUACACAUGGAAUGGGCAGAAUUGGAUGUUAUUUUUUUGACAAAUCAGAAAACUUUAUUUUUCAUAAAUUGGCAUUAUGAUUUAGCAUACUGAUAUACAAACAUUUUCUCCCAAAGUGGCAAAAUGCUUUUGUUGUUUUUCAAUAAGAAUGGCACUAGUCAUUUUUCUAACCACUUCAGUUCCUACUUAAAUUUGUUUUAUGCUCCUCUUCGUGGGAGACAUCACUUGUUGCAAAGUACUGUAUACUCAGGUAUAUAAUAUUCUGUUAAGUCAAAAUAAUUAUUCUCAAAAAUGUGAAGUACUGAGAUUGUUCCAUAUUUUAACCUUCCUUAGCCUUUAAUCUUCUUUAAAACUAUGUUGCAUUAACAGUGCCAGAACCAUUUUUACUUUGUCAUUAGCAUAACCUGUGUUGUUAGUUCCAAACGAUUCCAAGUGUUCGGCCUUAAAUUGCUAGUUCUUUAACUGACAAUAAGCAUUCUGAGAGUUGUACCCUUUUUUGUUUGAACGCUAGAUCAUACAAAUGGGGUGUUUCCGAGUGGAACAAAAAUAGAAUGGUAGAGGUGGCUUCUUUGCACUACAGCUAAAGUGGAAAUAGGAUUUUUCAGCUGGGGUCUGAAGCUAUUAAUGAAUACUGGUUCCAGUCCUGGGCCUAUGUGUGCUGCUGUAGACACAUUCUUCCCUGUGAAAAGUUCUCUAUUUGUUUCAGUGAAAAGGUAGAUUGGUGCAUAUGAAAUUAGCGUCUCUUUCAGAGUGAAUGAGGAGCCUUUGUGGAUACUCAAUGAAGCUACUGCAUCCUCAUAAGAUUCUUGAACUGGGGAGAAUUCUGCAGCUUAUCCUAAAUUGUUUGGACAAACUUUAGGAACUAGCUUGAUUUCCAUAUCAUUUUUAUAACACAAUUGGCUUUCAGUUAAUAUUCACAACACUACACAACACGUCCAUCCUUUUAUAAUCAUGCACACAUGUAAUUCAACACAAUUCACAGCACAAUAAGUAAAAACUAUUUAAAUAAAUGACUACUUCCAGUUUGAUCAGAAUUUCCCAUUAUUUCAUUUUAAUCCAUAUUUGUAGUUGUAUUUCACUGAACAAACUUAACAUCUGAACCCUUAAGUUUAUAUAUAUAUAUAUAUAAUACCUUGAAGUGGUGUGAUGGCAUUUUUGUAUCUUACCAUAUGUGCUACACUCGCAGUCCAAUCAAUUCCUUAAAAAAAACAAGCUUGCCAAAGCCUCUCUCAUAGCAAUAGUUCAAGUUACUUUUCACCAGCACUAGUACUCAGUAAGGAGUACAUUGCCUGCCAGAGGCCAUAGUGUGCAUUAGAAAACUUGAACAAUGUUCAAAGCUAGAAUACUAAAUACCUGGAGUUUUAACAACAAGCAGGUAGAAGUAGUACAUUCAGGGUUUUGUCAUUUCUAAUAUUUGGUUAUUUUUUUCUUUUAAAAUAGAUUACUGUAGUCAUUUUGUAUGUUGUCUUAUUAAAGCCAUUUUUAUCGAGAUGUCACUCUUAUUCAGGAAGCCAAAAACAAGUGCUACAAAUUGUCAGUGUGCAUCAGUAAACAGGAUGAUGGGUUUAUGUUACGAAUGCAGUGGGUUUCCUCUUUAAAACAUGCAAUAUAAUACUAAUCACAAAAUAUGGGAAUUUUCACUUUUAGGUGGUUACAGAUACUGAAUUUUCACUGACACUUCUUUGUAUAACAAAGUUUACUGUAAUGCAUAGUAUUUGUAUGAAAUAGCCAGAGAACUUUGACUUUUGUUACCUUGACAUGUCAAACUACUAUAAACUUGAAUCCAUCCAUUUAUUAAAGAUAAUUUUUAUAGAAAAAAA